AUGUUUUAUCUCAACAUUCCAUUGCUUUUAGGAGUAUUUUUCGUAGGAUUUGCACAUUCGCAGUCGCCAAAACCAGGAUGUAACACUACGUGUAUCUCGGAAGAGAAACAGUUUCCCUAUUUCCAAUGUGAUAACUGUGAUUGUGUAUUACUGGAUGAUUUUUGUGACAAAGACCAAGACUGUUUGGAUGGCAGUGAUGAGCCAGCGAAUUGCUCUGCUUCAUCAUGUGUUGGCCUCCAUUUUACCUGCGGUAAUGGCCAGUGUCUCCCUCUACAUUACCUUUGUAACGGACUGGUAGAAUGUGCUGAUGCGACUGAUGAGGUGAAUUGUGCCAUACCCAAAGACCCUUGCCAGCCAAAUCACUGGUACUGUGAGAAGGAAGGUCGAUGUGUGCCUCUCCCAAAAGUUUGCGAUGGAAAUAAUGAUUGUAAAGACGGCGCAGAUGAACAGUGUGCUGCUUUAAGUGAUAGUUGUUCGUUGAUGUCAUGUGAAUACGGAUGCAGGAAGACCCCUACUGGUAGUGUCUGUUACUGCGCCGAAGGCUAUCAGGUGAACAGUCAGAACAAGAGAGCGUGCGUGGACUUAGAUGAGUGCAGCUCGUGGGGUUACUGCGACCAGACGUGUGAAAACAUGGUGGGCUCAUAUAAAUGUUCAUGUCAGGCGGGAUACACUCUAGUCGGAAGUGGGACAUGCCAGACGACAGAUCGGGACAGCAUGCGCAUCCUCAUCCUGUACGAGGACGCCAUCAUCAGUAUCAAACCUGACGGAACUGACAACAAGACGCUUGUUAAAACAAAAAAUGCUGUGGAUUUCGAUUACCAUUUUGAUAAGAAGAAACUCGUGUGGGUGGAAAAAUAUCAACCAAUGAUCUUCAUGUCAGACAUGCGAGGAAAGCAUCGUGCUUCUUUGGACAUCAAGGGGGUGGCGUCUAUCAAAAGUGUCGUGGUCGACUGGGUCGCCGAUUUGAUCUACUUCAUUGCAUCGGAGGGGAAGCGGAUUGACGUCAUAACGAUGGACGGGCAGUACCAGCAUCCCGUGACUGAGUUGCAGUAUCCCGGCACGCUGGCUAUUGAUCCAGUCAAAGGCAUGCUGUUCUACACGGACACCAAAAACGUUAUGGUUGGUCGGUUACCCAUCAUGUACGCGUCACCCAUUGGUGAACUUCACCUCAAGGUCCCCCUGGUGGUGGGUUUGGACAUUAAAGACUGGUUACUCAAGCCGCAGGGGAUGCAUGUUGACGCGACCAAUCAUAGGUUGUUUUAUACGGACACGUUAUUGAACACGAUUGCAUCGGUGGAUUAUCUUCCAAGCGUGACUCCAAAAAUGAGGCGCACCUCCCUCACGGGUGCCAGAUUCGCGCCCCAUCCUAGCGACGUCUCCGAAUUCGAGGACAAAAUUUUCUACGUUGACACAGUGAAGAUGGGUGUCAUCUCAGCCUCGAAGUAUAACAACCAAAGUUCGUUCAAACAGAUCUAUAAAGAUACGAAGAAGGAACCGAAGGGGAUACAGAUAUUUCAUAAUUCGAAGCAACCAGAUGUACGUAACCCGUGUGCCUACAGUAACUGUUCCCAUCUCUGUAUCCCGAGUUACGUCAGCGGUGCAGCGGAACUGGGCUUUCGAUGCUUCUGCGACGUCGGCUAUGAUGGAGAGGUCACGAAGUUCGGCAAGGUCAACUGUAAAAAAAUGGAAAACUUCCUCAUUUACUCUCUUCUCUACACCGUUGAGGGAGUCCACAUGAACACGACCUCUACCGAUCAGAUCAUCCGGCCAGCCUUCUCCCCAAUAGUUGCACCACACAGAGGAAAGGUGGAGGCACUGGACAUUGACACACAUGAUGGGUAUAUCUAUUACGGGGAUGUACGCAGUAACUUUAUUUAUAGGGUUAAGGCUGAUGGUUCAGAUCAAGAAGUAGUAAAAGCAACCGACCUCAACCAAGUCAAGGCGAUGGCUUUUGAUUGGAUAUCAAAGAAUCUCUACUUCACGGAACAGAUCAAAAAGACUAUUCGUGUCAUCAGCAUCCGCAGCACGGAACACCCUAUGAAGACGAUUAUUCGCAACAUCUGGCAGCCAAAUGGAAUCGUGGUCGCACCAAAUGACGGUUUCAUCUUUUGGUCGGAGAGUAUGGAAUCGGCCAAAACUCGCGGCAGAAUCGGACGUGCCUAUGGGGAUGGGACGAAUAUAACGUAUAUCCGUGAAUUUGGCGUUGGCAUCCCGAUGGGUAUGAUGAUUGAUCAUGCAAUGAAGAGGAUCUACCUUGCUGAUGAUCAGUACAAUAGAAUCCAGUACUUCGAUUUCAGCGGGAAUUACAUCAAGACUCUGGUCAGCUCAAAACGACCUCAUGGGAUUGCAAAAUAUGGCAAUAUCUUUUUCUACGGAGACUGGUACAAUAAGGCUCUGAUUCGUAAGGGUCCUGGUGUUUCGCCACGAGAGAGGAUAGUCCGUGAGAAUGAAGUCACCAUCAUGGACGUUAAAGUCUACGACAAGUCACUGCAGGUUAUAGAAAGACGGAACCUUUGUCGCGACAAAAACGGCCUCUGUUCUCAUUUCUGUUUUCCGGUUUUCAUCCUUUUGCCACACUACUCGAGCCCGACGUAUGAACGCCAUUGCGGCUGCCCGGACGGCAUGCGCGUGAAACCCGACCAACGGACGUGCGAGCGGGACCCUGACAUGACCACGGUCCAGCCGUGCCUGGGAUACUUCCAGUGCGCCAAUGGCCGCUGUGUGCCGCCUGGGUGGAGAUGUGAUGGUGACAAUGACUGUUUUGAUAACUCUGAUGAAGCAGACUGCGGCGAAAGGACCUGCGCACCAGGAUUCCAUAAGUGUGACAACGGCAAGUGUAUUCAUCCGCGGUGGGUCUGUGACGGUGAUAAUGAUUGUGGAGAUAUGACAGAUGAGCUGAAUUGUCCCAAUAAGACGUGUACUAGCGCCGAGUUCACUUGCGAUAACGGGCUGUGUGUCAGUCAUCGAUAUCUCUGCAACACUGUUAACGACUGCGGAGAUGGGUCGGAUGAAAGCGUGGAACACUGCGUUGGCAAGACAUGCACCCCUGAUGAGUUCAAAUGCAAUAACAAUCGCUGCCUGACCUCACGAUGGGUUUGCGACGGUGACAACGAUUGUUUGGAUUUCUCUGACGAACAGGACUGCCCACCCAAAAAUUGCACUGCAGAUGUGCAGUUCAAGUGUAAAUACUUCGACAAGUGCAUUCCGGUCGGAUUGAAGUGCAAUGAGAACCCGGACUGUCCGGAUUAUUCCGACGAAAUCGGUUGUCCUGACCGACCAUACGAAGGUUGCCAUGAGGACGAGAUACAGUGCUCGCCGGGCGGGGAAUGUAUCCCGACGAAAUGGAAGUGUGAUGGUCAGAUCGACUGUGAGAACGGCAUUGAUGAACCUGAAGAUUGUCCGGCUGUCACCUGCCUCGCAAACCAAUUCCAAUGUGAUAACGGGCGCUGCAUGUGGAAUCAUUGGGUCUGCGAUGGCGACAAUGACUGUGGUGACAAUAGUGACGAAGCCAACGAGAGGACAUGUGCUCCAAAGACGUUCACUUGUCCAUCAAUUGGACUCUGGAUGUGCCCAGGCUAUCAGCAGUGUAUCAACAAGACAUUCGUUUGCAAUGGAAAAGAGGAUUGUCCUGAUGGUGGAGACGAGGGCGGAGAGUGCAAUGACCUUGUGUGCACGGAGAACAACGGUGGCUGUAGUCACUACUGUGUGGCGACACCUUUUGGAGCCAAGUGUACCUGUCCAGUUGGUAUGGCAAUCAACGAUUCCAAGAACUGUGCUGAUGAAAAUGAGUGCGAAACACCUGGAAAGUGUAGCCAGACGUGUGUCAAUCUGAAAGGGUCGUAUAAAUGUGAAUGUGACGAUGGCUACUAUCUGAACGAGAAAAGCAAGCAGUGUUUUGCUGCGGACAAUACAUCCGUCGUCUUGUAUGCAACGACUCAUAACAACAUCGUCAAGGCGGACAUUGCCAGUUGGACCUUCUCUGUCCUACCUGUUCCUGCCAUUGGCUACGCCUCGUGCAUGAGCUUCCAUCAGAAAACUGGCCGGCUCUAUUAUGCAGAUACAGUGGGGAAUACCAUCUCUAGUGCAUUUUUCAAUGGGACCAAUGCAACUGUGCUUUUGGAUAACGGCGCUGAUGUAACGACUGCCUUGGCGGUGGACUGGGUUGCUGAGAACCUCUACUACAUGGACUGGUACUUGGAGACUUUAGAGGUCGUGAAGCUGGAUGGGACACAUCGGGCACUUCUCUUUUCCAGUGGGAUCUCGCAACCGAGUGCUAUGGCUUUGGACCCAAGGGACAAACUGAUGUUCUGGAGCGACUGGGGAAAGCCACCAAGAAUCGAACGAGCCGGCAUGGAUGGUUCUGAUCGUAAGAUCAUCAUCAGCGAAAAGGUCUUCUGGCCGAAGGGGAUAACGAUCGAUUACCCUGCAAGGAGGUUGUAUUUCAUGGAUUCCAGGUUGGACUAUAUCGAUUAUUGUAAUUACGAUGGUUCUGGGAGAACAACACUUAUUGCCAGCAGUCAGUUGAUUCAUUCUCCUGUAUCAAUCACUGUGUUUGAAGACUACAUCUAUUGGUCAGAUGAGCACUACAAACGGAUCAGCCGAUGCGGGAAAUUCAGCUGUACGGGAAAGACGGUGGACGUGCACUCCCUGAAGGGAGCCAUUGCUGUUUUGAUCCAGCACCCGCUGCGUCAGCCAAAUGCAACCAACCACUGCCUCAAUUCACAGUGUAGCCAUCUCUGUCUUCUGUCACCAACUGAAUCCUCUGGCUUCAAGUGUGUCUGUCCGGCUGGGAUGCGUCUCGACUCGAACAAGAAGACUUGUGCUGCGGAUGAUAAGAUGUUUCUGAUGGUCCUAGUUAAGUACAGUCUUCAAGGAGUCAGUCUACCGCCUCUCAAUGCCACUAUCCAGCCUUUUGUUCCAAUCUCGAACAUCCGUAAUGGCAUCGACUUUGACUUUGACAGCGAGAAGAGGAUGAUUUAUUGGAUUGAAUACUUUGAACAUAAUCAGACAAGUCAGGUACAUCGCUGCGGUUUUGAUGGUCAAAACCGGGAGCUGUUCGCACCGACCAGCUUCAUCGGGACGCCGUACAGUCUGGCGAUCGACUGGAAGUCCAGGAACCUGUAUUACGGUGACAUAAAGUACCACACCAUCAAUGUGAUGAAUUUGGAAAAGCCGCAGUUCCAUAAGAUUCUGUAUAAUAAUAAUGGCAAGAAUGCUCUGGAGAUGACGUUGAAGGUGUUCAAGCCGACUGAUAUGGUGGUGGAUCCAGUCGAGGGAAACCUGUACUUCAUUGACGGAGGUGGUAAUGGCGUCCCGAAAAAGAUCCAGCGCAUCUCUCUCGAUGGCCAAAUAGGCGCAAUCCAGACGCGCGACAUCCUCAGCGAGCCGACCGGACUGACGUAUGAUGCUCCUAGUCACACUCUCUAUUGGGCUGAUCCGCAAUUACAUGCCAUUCGCCAAGCCGUCACCAACCCAAAAGGAAACGACCGUGUGCUCAUCAAUUCGCCCACAGUUCAUGCUCCUCGAGGAAUCGCGACCAGCGGCGGGAAAUUAUACUACACCGACUCUGCUUACGAGACAAUAAUGCAAGUUAAAGUGUCCGAUUUGAGUCAGAAAAAGACGAUAAUUGGCUCAGAAAAAUUAUGGGGAGGCGCUGCAAACAACCUCGGAAAAUUGAAAAUGUAUAGUAGCAGGCAUGAGGGAGUAACAAGUAGUUGUCGUACCAACAAUGGCGACUGUGAACAACUCUGCCUUCCGAAGUCGGACGGAGGAAAGAGGUGUGACUGUGCGACUGGCUUCACUCUUGGUGGCGAUGGCAAGUCAUGUACACAGCCGACAUCAUUCUUGAUCACCCAGCAAGCGACCGUCAUGCGUGCGUUUGAACUCAAAGAUGACCCACUAGAGGCCAUGAUCCCUGUCGCUGCUGUCCAAGCACCAGCUGUCUUCCGAUCUGUAACAGCUGACGUUGCGAAGGGCUUCAUUUAUUGGUCCCAGGGAAAUUUCCAGCAAGGUUCCGGCAAUGGCAUUUACAAAAUAAAACAGGAUGGUACGGAAAUGAAACCUGUGAUCGAGAAUGGACUUGGCAGUUAUGGAAUUCACGCCAUGUCGCUCGAUUGGUUGACAGGGAAUCUCUACUUCGUGAACGUAUUCAAGACGACCACUGAUAUUGAAGUUCUACGCUUGGACACCAAGUACAGGAAGAUUAUAUUCUCUACAACUAUGGAUGUCCCGUUUAAGCUGGCUGUUAAUCCCAUUAAGAGGUAUCUUUACUGGAUCGAUCGGGGAAGCAAUGGGAAAAUCAUUCGUAGCCGCCUCAAUGGAAUGAAUGCCACCAGUAUCGUCACAACCGGAGUGUCACGCCCGACCGGGAUAACGAUAGAUAUCACGACACAUGAUGUGUACUGGGUCGACUCUGCUGUGGAUGCCAUACAGAAAGUCUCAUGGAAUGGCGGAAGUCGACAAUAUAUUCGAACCAACCUUCCCAAUCCUGUAGCUGUUGUUUUGUCCAACACUGACAUCUAUUGGGCAGAUUUCAAUCUACAAAUGGUUCAGAAAAUAGCGCGGCCGAGUUCCAGGAAGAGACGUCAUGUGACCCGGCGCAGCGCCGACGAGGUUAAGAUCAUUCGCCGCAGCUUGGAGGACCUGAGUAGCCUUUUCGUCUUCGAUAAGCAGGCCCAGCCAACCGGAGACAAUGGGUGUACCGAUAAUAAUGGUGGAUGUGCCCAAAUCUGUUUCCCAAUGCCGAAUAAAGCGCCACCUAUAUGCGAUUGUGCUAUUGGGGAGUUGAAAGAUGAUGGGAAGUCUUGCGGAGAUAUUGAAAAUUUCCUCAUCUUUGCCAUGAAGACGGAAAUCCGCAGCCUCAGUUUGGAUACGGACGACACCUCACGGCCAUUUGCUCCCAUUCACGAUCUUUCUGGCGCUGUGGGCCUCGAUUUCGACGCUCAAAAUCGCAUGCUUUACUUCACGCAGUUCAAAGAGAAAACGAUAAGUCGAGUCUCACUCAGCAACUUGGGUAAUGUGGAAGUGUUGCUCAAGAAUGAGGGAAACAAGACAGUCAUCAAAGCACCAGAAGGCAUCGCCUAUGACUGGGUUGGACAUCGCAUUUACUGGACAGACAAGGAAUUACAUGCGAUAAACUCAAUGGAUGUAAACAAAAGGCAACCAGUCCAAUUAGUUGGCGUUGAGACGCCAAGAGCUAUUGUAUUGGAUCCGUGCAAAGGGUACAUGUACUGGACAGAUUGGGGCAAGAACCCAAAGAUCGAACGCGCGACAAUGGCAGGAAACUCCCGCACUGUCUUGAUUUCUGAAAACCUUGGAUGGCCGAAUGGCCUGUCGCUCGACAUCGACCCAGAAAUCGGACUACCAAAGAUGUAUUGGGCAGAUGCAAAGAUGGAUGUCGUUGAAAGAGCCAACAUGGAUGGUACGCUGAGGGAGACACUCGUGUCGUGGACCGCACAUCCUUUUGCCGUGUCCAUCCAUGGACACUACAUGUAUUGGACAGACUGGACCCACGCGGGGAUUUUCCGUGCCUUGAAACACAACGGUGAAGAUGAGGUUACAAUGUUGUCCGGACUGACAAGUCGGCCUAUGGAUGUGCAAGUCUUCACAAAAGAGAGGCAAAUCUGUACCACUGGACCUUGUGACAAACACAAUGGUGGGUGCUCGGAUCAUUGCCUGCCAGACGCAAAUGGCGGCGUCAGUUGCAAAUGUGACGACUCGAACAAGAUCCUGGCGAACAACGGCAAGAUGUGUGUGCCAAAAGCGAACAAUUGUUCAAAGGGUUAUGAUAAUUUUGUUUGCGCAAAUGGACAAUGUUUGUGGGAGGGGGCGGUAUGUGAUGGAGAUAACGAUUGUGGUGACAACAGUGAAGAAAAUGCUAACUAUUGUGCUGACCGCACCUGUCCGCCAUACUCGUUUGUCUGUGACAAUGGCCGUUGUAUCAACAUGCAUUGGCGAUGUGAUUAUGACGAUGACUGCCAUGACGGAACGGACGAAAGAGGCUGUGAUUUCCCCACCUGCGACCCAGAUUCCUUCCGAUGCACAAAUGGCCGCUGCAUUGAUAAGCUUGCCCGAUGUAACGGGUAUAAUGAAUGCCGGGACAAGACCAUGUCUGAUGAAUUGAAUUGCCCAAAUGUGACGUGUCGGCCGGAUCACGUCAAGUGUAUGAACAGCAGUGUGUGCAUCCACCAGCACUAUUUAUGCGAUGGUGACAAGGAUUGUACGGAUGGCUCGGAUGAAUACGAGACGUAUUGCGCCGCACAGGAUUGUCCGCAGGACUACUUCCGCUGCAGCAACCAUCGUUGUUUGGCGCAUUACCACUUGUGUAACGGCCGUAAGGAUUGUCCAGAUGGAGCUGAUGAGGAGUUGGAUUGCCAAAAUGAGAACCGCACAUGUUUCCCUGGCCAAUUCACAUGUGAUAGCGGCCAGUGCAUAAGUAACCGGUUCAUCUGCGAUGGGGACGAUGAUUGUGGAGAUAAUUCGGAUGAAGAUCUCAAGCUUAAUUGCAUCGACAAAACAUGUCCUCCCGACUUCUUCACCUGUGCAUCGAAAGGUCGCUGCAUUCCAAACGUUAACGUCUGUGAUGGUUACCGCCAGUGCCCUGGUGGUGAGGAUGAGCAACAGAACUGUCCGAAACGCUCGUGUCAGUCUCACCAGAUGCAGUGCGCGAAUGGGAUAUGUGUCCACGCAGCCUGGCGGUGCGACCAUGAUAAUGACUGUGGAGACUUGUCAGAUGAAGCUAAUUGUACGUAUCCUGUGUGCGACCCUGACAAUCAAUUCAGUUGCGACAACAAGCGAUGCAUCGAUAAGAAAAAAGUCUGCGAUGGUCAGGAUAAUUGCCAGGACAAUUCUGACGAGAAAGAAGACAUGUGCCUAACGCCUGCCCCAACGUGUCCGGGUACCCAGUUCCGCUGCGAGGACGGUAGUUGUAUCAACUAUGCUCUAGUCUGCAACAAAAACCCUGACUGUCCUGAUCGGUCGGAUGAAGCUCACUGCAACGUAGAUGAAUGCGCCACGAUGACGUCCAACCAAUGUCAGCAUAAAUGCAUCAACACUGUGACAAGUUUCUACUGCGAGUGUAACCCAGGUUAUAAACUCUCAACCAAUAGGAGGAGCUGUCGUGAUAUCAACGAAUGCACCGAAGUACCAGGAGCCUGCAGUCAACUCUGCUUCAAUACGCCAGGCUCCUAUACCUGCAAAUGUGAUGAGAAAUAUGUCAAGCUGGCCGAUGAGAAGAGUUGUGCCAAGAGAGAUAACAUCGUUCCCUGGCUACUCUUCAGCAACCAAUACUACAUCAGGAAUCUCUCCCUCGAUGGUCAGUACUAUAACCUGACCAAGAUGGGCCUCCUUCUCGCAUCCGCCCUAGACUAUGACCUCAAAGACAACCGCAUCUACAUCAUCGAUGCACGGGCGCACAAAAUCCAGCGCUUGUUUAUGAACGGGUCAAAUCUUGAAGAUAUUAUGAAACACGAGAUGCCUAAUGGGGAGGGUUUGGCAGUGGACUGGGUUGGAAGGAAACUUUACUGGACAGAUAUCACGUAUGAAGCCAUCUUUGUGUCGGAGCUGAAUGGAACAAGUAGGAAGACGUUGCUUAAUGGUGGCAUGAGUAACCCUAGGGCUAUUGCUGUUAAUCCAAAAACAGGCCAUCUGUACUGGACAGACUGGGGCCUCUCUCCCUACAUUGCAAGGGCAGGUCUCGAUGGAACCCGGAGAAAGAACAUCAUCACCACCAGGCUAGGUUGGCCAAAUGCCUUGACCAUUGAGUAUGUCACAGGGAAGAUAUACUGGGCGGACGCUCACUUAGAUUAUAUUGAAUCUGCGAAUUACGACGGCUCGGGGAGACAGACCAUCAUCCAGGGCACAGUCCCGCACGUUUUUUCCAUUACUAUAUUUGAAGACUACAUGUACUGGACCGACUGGAACCACAGGGCUGUAGAAAAGGCCAAUAGAUUCACAGGAGAAAAUCGACAAAUUCUUAAAAAUCUCACUCACAGACCUAUGGACAUUCAGGUUUUCCAUCCAUUGAGACAGUUAGAUACGCCCAAUCCUUGUGGAACGAACAACGGCGGCUGUUCUCACCUCUGCCUCAUCGCGCCGGGCGCCAAAAACUUCACCUGCGCCUGCCCCGAGUUCUUCAUGCUGAGCGACAACAAUAAGACAUGCGUCGCGAAUUGCACAUCGUUGCAAUUCCGUUGCGGAGGUUCGGACGAUAAAUGUAUUCCGUUGCUAUGGCGAUGUGAUGGCGACAAGGAUUGUCGAGAUGGAGCGGACGAACCAAACGAUUGUCCUGUGCGGCAUUGCCCCUCGGGACAAUUUCAAUGCACGAAUCUCAACUGUACCUACCCGUUCAAAAUCUGCGACGAGGUUGACGACUGUGGCGACAAGUCAGACGAACAGGACUGCAUGAAGCGCGACUGCAAUGUCUGGCAAUAUCGGUGCGGUAAUCACAUCUGUAUCGCCAAGGGCUGGGAAUGUGAUGGCAUAGAUGAUUGUGGCGAUGGUAGCGACGAGUUGCCGAAGAAUACAGCGUGCGCUGUACGCACCUGUGAGUCUGACCAGUUCACGUGUGGAAAUGGCCGCUGUAUCCCACUGAGAUGGCGCUGUGACUUUGACGAUGACUGCGGCGAUGGGUCAGACGAACCAAAAGCCAUAUGUGAGCAGCAGAAAUGUCUUCCAGGUUGGCGCCAAUGCGAGACCAACUACCGCUGCGUCCCACAGUGGGUGAUGUGCGACGGUCAAGACGAUUGUCGAGACGGGUCAGAUGAAAAGGUGGAACGAUGCCCUGUGUGUCAUUCGACUGGCGACUUCCAUUGUAAAAAUCACAAAUGCAUCCCUUUGCGAUGGCGGUGUGAUUUUGGCGACGACUGUGGCGACAAUAGUGAUGAAGAUCCACAGAUGUGCGCCUCUUUGUACCGCUCCUGCUCCGAGUCUGAAUUCUGUUGCGACAAUAAGAAGUGUAUUCCGGGCAGGUGGCGCUGUGAUCACGAUAACGAUUGUGGUGAUGGGUCAGACGAAACUAAAUGCUUGUAUCGUGAAUGCCUCGCCAACCAAUUCAAAUGUGCGAGUGGCCAUUGCGUCAGUUCAGAUGUGGUCUGCGAUGGGGACAAAGACUGCCGUGAUUUAUCGGAUGAGAUGAAUUGUACCACGCGCUUCCCCCAAGGCCGCUUCUGUCCAGCCAAUCAGUUCGAGUGUGCAAAUACUAUAUGUAUCCCGCGGGAAUGGCGCUGUGAUGGUGAUGACGAUUGUGGCGACAAUUCGGAUGAAGCACCUAAAAUCUGUGCCGGCAUUGAUUGUCCCGAAGCAACACGAUUUAGAUGUACCAAUUUCAAAUGCAUUCCAAAAUGGCGGCAGUGCGAUAAGGUUGAUAAUUGCGGAGACGCUUCGGAUGAAAACGACCAUGAUGUCUGUCAGCCAUCACCCCAUCACUCAACAUGCUGGUUGCAACAGUUUAAGUGUGCCAAUAACGAUUGUGUCGAUCCGAGCAAAGUGUGUGACAAUGUCAAAGAUUGUUCGGAUGCAACAGAUGAAAUUGGUUGUCAUAAGUCUGGCGGUACGCAUUCAAGCUGCAGUCAAAGUAAUGGAGGAUGUGAGCACAACUGCACGAUGUUGACGUCGCCUGCAGGAGGGUACUACUGUACAUGUAAUGUUGGUUUCACUGUGUCAACCACGGACAAGAAGUCAUGCGUAGAUGUGGACGAGUGUGCAAAAUGGGGCAACAAUUGCCCUCAGCUGUGUCACAACUUGAAGGGGACUUGGAAGUGUCAGUGUGCCCCUGGGUUCUCUGGUCAGAGGGGAAAGUUUUGCAAGCCCGACGAAGGGCCAGCCUUCGUCCUCAUGUUUGCCGUCGGAAACGAAAUCCGCCAACAUUUCCUUCAACGUUCGAAAGGCGUCGACGAGGCCUAUUACUCUGAUGCCGUCAUCGCUGACCGUAGAGUAUCCGCCCUUGACGUCGACGUCACUAAGGAGUUGUUGUAUUGGAGCGACUCGUCGCUACGGACCAUCAAGAGGGCCAGCAUCCCCGGUGAUCCAAAACUUCUCGGCUACCCCCAGGAUUUGGAAGUGAUGGAUAUGAAUGACCCGUCUGGGUUGGCCAUCGACUGGGUGACAAAGACGAUGUUUUGGACUGACGCUGGGAAGUCUUCGAUAUACGUUUCCCUUUCCGACGGCCGUUACAAGAAACUCCUAAUCAACGAUGAGAAGUUAAAGACGCGUCCAUCUGCAAUAGUCAUUGAUCCAGACUUAGGCCUUAUGUUCUGGACAGAUGUCCACAGCCUCAGCCCAAAGAUUGAGAGUGCAUGGAUGGACGGCAGUAAUCGUAAAGUUCUCAUCAGUACAAAACUUGGGAACCCGACGGGCCUUGCCAUUGACUACCUCAUGCAGCAUAGGAUCUAUUGGUGCGAUGAUAAGAAGAAUACGAUUGAGUCGAUGAAAUUUGAUGGGACGGACAGGGUUACGGUGGUCGGAGUUGGCCUUGACCACCCCUACAGAAUGGACGUCCUGACAGACUACAUGUACUGGGUUUCCCGCCUUUCCGGGAAGAUCUACCAGAUGGACAAGUUUGGUCGCGGCGUCAAUCAAACGCUUCAAGCUGGUUUGACGCUGCCGUCGGACAUCAAGGUGACCCACCCGAGCAAAUAUAACGUGACAAUCAAAAAUCGUUGCAACAGCCUUGGAUGCUGGCCGCUUUGUGUCCAUAUUCCAAAUGGAGCAUCUUGUUUGUGCCCAGAUGGUAGCAACUCGAACAAUGGGAGAAUCUGCAAUUCAGUUGUGGAAGUGGGCAAAGGCAACCCAAAGGCCUGCAAGUGUAUCAAUGGAGGUGUCUGCGCUCUGUCUUACACCUCGGGAAAGAAUGCUACCGUGUCCUGCAAGUGUCCGAAAGGUUACAAGGGUGACCGAUGUGAACUUAUUGACCCCCAGGCCCUGAAGGAACAGCUAGAAGACACACGAACUGCUGCCAUUGUAGUGCCAAUUAUUAUCAUUCUGAUCGUCGCGAUUCUCGCCAUUGCUGGCUAUCUUCACAUGAAAAGGAAAGGAGACGAUUUCAGCUUCCAGCGUUUCACCGUCCUCAACAACAUCCAGUUACCCAAGUUGCCGACGAUGCCUCGGAUGCCGGAGUGGGCCUCAAAAUGGAUGGCCAAGCUGCCGUUCCGGUCGCGCGAGAGUGAGACCGUAGCCUUCCACGGUGGCACGUCAGUUGAUAUCGGCACUCCAUCCUUCAUGUCAGACGAGGAGACUGUCUCUCCCGAGGCUCUCGACAGUAACUUCGGCAUCACCGAUCCAGAUCGCCCAACCAAUUUCAGCAAUCCAAUGUAUGACACUCACGGUGAACCAACGACCCCGACGUCUCCUGUCACAAUGGCACCCCCUGUCGACACCUACACACCCACGGCACCCAGCCGCCCUUCAAAGCAGCGCAGGAGAGAGGAGCAGCGCUCGACGUCAUUGUCGGGUGACCCCGCCGAUGGUGAUCCACAUACGUCGUAUCCAACAGGUUACCCGCCAUUCGAAAUGGACACUGAGGUCCUAAUGCGAGAUGACGACCCAAGUGCGUUCUGACUUUAAUUUGAUUUGCCGGUCACUUAUAGCUUAACUUUGAUUGGUCAACAUGUAUUCAAAGUUGGAUAUGAUUGGCCAGUCAUUUUCAUUGUGUAUGUGAGUGGCCCACGAGCGGGUAGCUGCCUGAAGUGGAACUGUAGAUUGCUUCACAUACAUUGUAAAAGUGCACCACAAAGAUUUUGUGCCUUGGAAUUGUGGCAAUAUACAUGUAUAAAGUAAAUAAAUGAGGUUAAAAGCAUUGAUGCAUGACUAGUGCAUGCACAUCAUCAUCCAAGGCGUCAUGGUCCAAAAUUGGACCUUUGCCUUUGCCUCAUCAUUUGGAUGUAGGAUCAUAAUUGGACAAUUGUACACAAGAAAUAAUGUUCUGCUGAGAGUUGUAGGAAUUACUUACAUGCACUAUUUAACCUCUUGAAUCCCAGUGACCGACCAGUCGGUCAUUUUGUAAUAACAUUUUUGACAGGUCGGUCUCGGUGAUAUUUUUAUUCCCUUGAGCUGGGACGCUAGUUUAUUGUUUGUUUUAGCGUGUUUGAUGUACAGUAGGGUCAGUUAGAGCAUGCCUGGGUAGAUGGCGCCUCGGUACUGGACUUUGGCGGUUGUGUGUGGGUGCCAAACAUCGUGAAAGUCAGACCCAAUUUUGCAACCACGUGACCACCCUGGGAUUCUGGGAUUUACAAGUUUUGGGAUUCAAGAAGUUAAGCCCUAUAUUUUUGCAGCCCUGAAUUUUUGCAAAAAUGUCCUUACAUGUAUAAGGCCUCAUUGGCCUCAAAUUCUGCAAAUGGAUGAUUUUUUUCCAAUGUUAAUAUCAUCAGAUCAGAAAUUUUCAAGCCAUUUUGCAAUUUGACCCCUAACUUGCAAACAUAUUAGGGUUGUAAAAAUAUUUUUAAGGGCUUACAUUAUCUGUUUUUUCAGUGAAUCAAUGAAUUAUUUUCAUAAAGAAAUAUUUUUCUGAGAGAUUUUUCACAUCAAAUGUCUAUUUUGUAAAUCAAUUGUAGUUUUGCUUUCCAAGCAUUUUAGACUAGUUGCAUUUAUAAGAAUGUAUUAUAUUUUUGAACGUUUUAUGAAUUUUAAUGACUGAUUGGACAAUUAAGGUUGCUGGAAGUUUUAGAAAAACGUUGUCUGACAUGUGCAUAAUACACGGCCUAUUCCAAGAUGCUGUAUGUUUAUUUGCUGUGUGAAAGUAUUUUGUAGAAUUAAAGCAACCCACGAACACCGCCCAAUGAAUUUUUGUUGCUGCCGCUUGCAACAUUUAUAUACAAUGAGUGUUAAAAUGCUGCGAUGAGUGAUAAAAAGAUUGCUCAUCUGCAAGUAAAAUCGGCAAUGACUGGAUGUGAUAUAGGUCACAUGUUGCAGUGAUCACCAGUUCUUACUGCAGACACCUGUCCCACAGGUGUCUGCGGUAAGAACCACCACAAUGAUAGAUUUUCAUUUCAUGAGAAGAUUGCAAGUCAAACAAACAAAAUUGUGCAUAUGUGGAGCCUCUGCCACAAGGUUUGUAUUGUUAAGUGCCAAUUUUCUCAAAUCGGCCAACAUGGCACUUGCCGGGCUCUUGCACGCAGCCCUUCAAAAUUUCCCUGUAAAUGUAUGUAAUCUCGUAGUUUAGACAUAGGAAAAUAUUUACAUACAUGUACUGUAAACCGUGUACUGUUCACGUUUUACAGUAACAUUUGGCGUAGACUGGAAUUAUCAAAAGAAUCAAUCAUGCCAUGUUAUUAAACAUGUUAAAGUCUAAACAUAUAUGUGCAUGGACUUUUUGCCUGUUGUUAUCGAUGAAUGUCACUAUUACAUGUACAGUAGAACCUCUGUAUUGAUUACACCCUUUGUACUGAAAAGUGCUGUCCUUGAUAGGCAGGUAUAAGGGAGGUCAUAUUGGAUGGAAACAACCAAAUUGGGUCCAGAGCUAGUGUCCUUAUUUGAGAGGUGUCCACUAAGGGAAUUUCAACUGUUAACAAUAAUAUCAGGAACAGGAAAUCAUUUCCAUGGAAGAGACAUGUACAUUGCUGUGUGUAAUUUGUUCCAAAAU
Molecule: messenger RNA, 15574 nt
Organism: Lineus longissimus
Lineage: Eukaryota; Metazoa; Nemertea; Pilidiophora; Heteronemertea; Lineidae
Product: low-density lipoprotein receptor-related protein 2-like
Exons: 77
Coding region: 1-13554 (4517 amino acids)
Biological process (GO): receptor-mediated endocytosis
Cellular component (GO): signaling receptor complex; plasma membrane; apical plasma membrane
Molecular function (GO): hormone binding; protein binding; calcium ion binding
Source: RefSeq, a predicted model, not a curated record